CCAUAUCUCCCGCAUGGUGCUGGUUUCCUUCACGGUUGGCACAUACCACAUAUGCCUCCAACUCUAUCAUAGUCUUCGUCCUCUUCCAACGACUGCCAGCAAAAUAUACUUCGCUUUGUCCUUCGGGUUCCUGAUAAUGAGGACUGCCGGCGUGUGCAUCUCCGCCGCUAAUAUCCACGAUGAGGCUGCAGCCUGCAAGUAUGCCCUGUUCGCAGUACCUCCCCAGGAAUACUGUGAUGACGUAGAGCGAUUCAUAUUCCAAGUAUGUAAUGACCAUGUCGCCAUAAGUGGAUUCAAUUUCUUUAUUAUAACGCGACGAACACUACUUACAAUCAUUGGACUGGCGAUAACGUACGAGGUGGUAAUGUUCCAAGUAAACACGAUGGCUGAAGACGAGGACGAAGGGAAACACAUCAAAAACACAACUUUAAACUUACCUACUUAAACAAACACUGGCGUUUGUUUACAUUUCAGUUUUAGCUAUUGAUGCACCUCUUAUCAACACAAUAUAUUUUUUAUUCUCAUCAAAAUGUAAGUUACUUUCCAAUUUGAGUACAUGUUUAUAGGUAACACUGAAAAAUGAGUCCGAGUUGUUAUCGACAUCUUUUAUUGUACUGGACAAAUUUGAUGUCUGUCAAUCAGCGCAUUUUUACAUGUGCAAUAUCUUUAUAUACCAUUUCUCAACAUUCACAGCCUCGAUUCGCAAGAAUAAAUCAGUACAAUAAUUUACUAGAACAAUCAGUUUCAACUGAAUAUCAAAAUACAAAAA
Molecule: messenger RNA, 769 nt
Organism: Homalodisca vitripennis (glassy-winged sharpshooter)
Lineage: Eukaryota; Metazoa; Arthropoda; Insecta; Hemiptera; Cicadellidae
Product: gustatory receptor for sugar taste 64f-like
Exons: 4
Coding region: 14-445 (143 amino acids)
Biological process (GO): sensory perception of chemical stimulus; detection of chemical stimulus involved in sensory perception of taste
Cellular component (GO): membrane
Molecular function (GO): taste receptor activity
Source: RefSeq, a predicted model, not a curated record